UCGACUUUCUUUAGGCCUGUUUAAAAAAAAAAAAACACAAAAAGUAAAGAUACCUCAACAAAUAACAUAAUAUUAAAAAAAAGUAACCAAACAGCCGAAGGAAUUGUGCCUGUGUGCGUGCGUGCGUGCCUGUGUGUUGUUUGUGUGUUGUUUUCAUCUCGCAGAGGAGCAACGUUUCCAAUCAGCAAGCAAAUAUAAAUGGUUUCUACUUUCAUUGGCCUAUUGGAUAUUCAAUCAUGGUGGGAGAUACCGUGUAUUUCGCAUUUUUGUUCAUUGUUUAGUUCCGCAUUUGAUCUACCCGAUAUAGACAUUGAGGAUCUUGAAUCGGCGCUGCUUUCCGAUGGUACCAGCGAUGAAGAUCAAGUUGCCCUAGUGCCCGAAUUAAUUGUGCGCCUGCUCAAGGGCUGCGAUGCGCUGCAAUCGGUAGCCAAGGAAAUUACACACAGCAACUAUCAGAUGUUCUUGCGUCGCUUUCUGCGUCAACAGUGUCGCCUGCAUCAGACCGAGAAUCACUUUGAUACGGAUAUUGAUUUUCAAUCCCUGCCAGUGCGCAAACGAUUGCACAUUCUGCACGAUUUGUGUCACUUUCGGUUGGACUCUGUCGAUGUGCAGGUCAUCCUUAGUAAUCUAGAGGCGGAUAGCCUGCGUGUUGAGCCAUUGGGCUACGAUUCGAAGAAUUCUGGCUAUUGGUAUUUCUAUGGGACUCGAUUGUAUCGCGAGGAUAAAGUAACAACUGCUGCAAGUGGAGGAGGUGGAGCAGCAGCCAUAGCUGCAGGAGCAGCAUCAGCAGCUACCUCAUCGUUGGCCUCAAAUCGUGGCAGUGGUGGCUAUAUAGGCAGCAACGGUACCAUCUGGCAAGUAAUUUGCUUCACCGAGGAGGAUUGGCAGAAUUUGGCUGCUAAAUUCAAGACCUCGACAAAUGCCAAAGAGCGUGAACUUUUCCAGAUACUCGAUGAGAAUUUUCUACCCAAAUUGCCGCAAUUAUUUCGCGAACGAGAACGUCUAAGGCGAAGAAAAUUACUGCAAGUGCGUAACUCAAGUCGCAUUCGCAAUCUUGUCGAGCUCAAGGCUCGACAGGAAGAGGAGCGUCAACAGCGAGAACGUGAACACGAGCGGGAACGCCAGCGACGCGAACGCGAACAUCAUCAUCAGCAACAACAGCAACGUACUCGCAGACGUUCCCAAUCAACAUCAACUGCUAGCGGUAUAUCAACUUACGCAAGCUCCCUUCGACGUACAACAACAACUAAUUCGAGCGAAUUUCUGUGCCACAGGGAAACGUUUUGUCUAUCACCAGAAGACGACGACUUGAAUGAAGAAGAAGACCAACAUCGUCACCAACAACAGCAACAACAUCGUCAACAUUUAUCACCACCGCCGCCGCAGCAGCAACAACACUUAAUCGCUGCCUCAGCAUCAGCAGCACCAUCGGCAACAGCAACAACAACAACACCAACAACAACAACAACAACAACAACAUUAGAAACAAUAGCAACAACAGCAACUUCGGCGGCGGUUAACAACAAAUUUCGUUCGCCUCAAACUCCUCCGAAAUCGCAAACGCCAGCAGAAUUUAAGAGCAAGAAUCAUCAUCAUCAUCAUCACCACCAUCACCAUCAUCAUCAUCACAAGAAAAAAAAGUCGGGAAAAAAGCAAAAGAAACGUAGAGAUCGAGAACGGGAACGAACCAAUCGUGAUCGUGAUCAUCAUCAUCGUAGGAGACAUAAGCAUGCUAACUCUGAGGCAGUUCAAAUUUGCGAAGAUAAUAAUAACAAUACCAAUACAACAACACCAGCAGGAACAGCAGCAGCAGCAGGAGCAGGAGCAAGUGCAUCAGCAGCACUAGCAGACGAAGAGUCCUCAUCAUCCUCACCAGGUCCAAUACAUUCUUCUCAUGCCACCUCACUAAGUCCAGAGGAUAAAGAGAACUUUUGCCGUCAACUACAAUUGUUAGAUACCAAUUCAGCAGCAAUUGCAGUGUCCACCAGCAUAGCGAAUUUAAGCUUGCCCUCACCAGUGCCGACCCAAGACGAGGAGGAGUUUGACUCCGCAUCAGCAGCAGUGACGGAAACAAACAGAACAAACAGCGUUCACGUGGUAACUAAGUGUGAAGAUAUCCAGCAGCAGCAGCAGAUGGCGCCAGCGGCAAAUGUGAAAUUGCCCGGACGGCAGACAAAUAAUUCCCUCAGUUCCCUAACGGGCAAUAUAUUUAUACCAGGCGGCAGUACAACGGGCAAUGGCAAUGGGUCCUCUGCAACAUCCUCCAUUUCCAAUCAGCAACAAAGUGGCAACACAGCAUCAGGUUCGGGUCGAUCCAAAAAGCAAAGCAAAGCUGACAAGGCAGAUCGUAGUUCAGCCAACAAUAACAAUAAUAACAGCAGCAGCAACAGCAAUAGCAACAAAUCGACUGGAGGAGAUGGUGUUACUGCAGCUAGAACUAAAAAGUCCACAACAAUUUCAUCAGCGUCCUCAUCAUCUUCCCCGGUUAGCAAAGCGGAAAGGCAUAGCAGCAUUGCCUAUUCAGACAAAAGUGCCGAUGACCAUGUAAAUAGUAGCAACCACCGUAGCACCACCAUCACAACCACCACUACCAACAACAGCAGCCUUAACAACAACAACAACAACAACCAUAAGCACAACAAUAACAAUAAUAAUAAUAAUAAUUCAACGACGGCUGCCCCAACAACUAUAUCACCAUCAACAACAACAACAACGCCGCAUGGAGUCGUCCAAAAUUUUAGUCACCAUCAUUCAAAUCAUAAUCACUAUCGCCCAGCAUCCAGUACUUCCACCUCCCAUCAUUAUAAUUAUCAUCAUCAUAAUCAACAUCAUCAUCAUAAUUCCCACUCUCACAGCAAUACUCACCAUUCUUCCCAUUAUCAUCACAAACAUAAAACUAAAACGCAUAAUUGCAUAACAACAACAACAACAUUAAAUACAAAUACAAAUACAACAUCAUCAUCAACAACAACAACAACAACAACAAAAUCAAUCAACAACUCCUCCUCCAAUCAUGCAAAUAUUCUUAGUUUCACCGAAACGGAGGAAGUUCUACAAAUUGGAAUGCACAAGGUUCUGGUCUAUGUAAAAAAUCACCGUGAUGCCUGGCCCUUUAUGGAUCCCGUUGAAGAAGAUAUAGCGCCGCGAUAUUAUUCAAUUAUAAGGCGACCCAUGGACCUGCUAAAAAUGGAAGAUAAACUAGACAGCGGCGAAUAUCAUAAAUUCAGUGAAUUUCGUAACGAUUUUCGUCUGAUCGUCAACAAUUGCAGAUUGUACAAUGGGCACAAUAAUGAAUAUACGGAAAUGGUGAAUAAUCUGCAGGAUGCCUUUGAAAAGGCAACUAAAAAAUAUUUUGAUAAUCUUUCCGAUGAUGAAGAUGACGAUCCUAAUUUAAGUUAUCCAGCUGCCGAUUCAAAAAUGAAUGUUUUUAGAGAGAAAUAUUUUAGUAAGAAAGAAACAAAAGAAAAAGAUGAGGCGGCGUCGUCAUUGACAGCAUUAGCAGCAGUCGAAGAACAUCAACAAAUUAAAUCAAAGGACACGAGUGGAGUGGAAGAAGACCAAAGCGACUUGGAGGAUCAGCAGCGGACACAGAAACGUAAGCGUAAAGAGAAGGAUAAACGACGCAAAAAGAAAACAAAAAGCAAAGCUGUCACAGAACGCGAAGAUGAUGUAGACACAGAUGAUGAACUGCAGCCGGUAGAGGAAGAGGAAGAUCUAAUGCCACUUUCUCCUCCGCUUCCAAUUAGCAAAAAAAUGAAAGCUUGCAAAGCAGCAGCUGCCAUGAAGGAAAAAGAGAAAGAAAAGGAUAAAGAUAAAGAUAAAGAUAAGGAUAGAGAUAGAGACAGAGAUACGGAUAAGGUAAAGGAGCCGUCUAAGCGUGGACGCAAGGCCAAAGCCGAAAAAUCAAAGACCCUUAAAACGGCACAACAAAAAUCCAAAAAAUCAAGCAAGAAAUCGGAAUCGGAACUAAGUGAGCUAAGUGACGAAGAAGAGAAAAGUCCGCCAGCUGACGUCCGACUCGAUUCCAGUAACGAUGAUGAUGAGGAAUUGACACAGUCCAUCAGCAGGCCGAAUAAUGCAAAGGCCAAGGUUAAGCCUCCAACUGCGCGGACGAUUGCGGCCCAAAAGAAGAAAUCAGUGUCAGCUGAAUCCAGAGUCAAAACUACCACACCCACUAAACGAGGCAGGAAACCGGGACGCAAGACCAAGGAAGAACAAGAUUUGGCCGAAGAAGAGACAGAGAGUGAGCCAUUUGAUUUACAGCUGCCGCCGACAGCAGCAGCAGCUUUGGCUGAAUCCGAAGAUGACCCCGAGGAUGACAAAGACGAUGCUGAGGAAGAUGAUGAACACGGUGGCAAUGACGACGAUUACGAUGAGCGUAGCAUGUCACCAUUUAAGGUUGAUCUCCAUAAGAAAUACUCGAAAAGUGCCCUUAACGAUGAUCUCUCUGAGUUAUUGACUACAGUUAAAAAGGUAACCACAGCGGAAACCAAUAAAUUGACUGCCAGACAUGAAGACGAAGACGAUGACGACGACGUUGAAGACGCCGAUGAGGAAGUGCUAUCUGUCGAGGAGCAGGCGUUAAAGUCUUCCAGUAAUAGUAGUAGAGGCCGUGGCAGAGCCUCAAAAGCCGAAUCAAAAAAGGAUAAGGUGAAAAAAAACAAAGACAAAAAGGAUAAAUCAAAAUCAAAAUCAUCUUCCUCCUCCUCCAAGCACCAUCACAAGAAAAGCAAAGAAGAUUUAGCAGCAGCUGCAGCUGCUGCUGAAUUGGAAAUGCUUUUGCCAUUCAUGGACAAAUAUGAUGUGAUAAAAUAUCGACGCAGUCGAGGCGCAGCCCAAAGUGGCCAGUCCAGUGCCUCCAAUUCCGUUGCGCCUUCCGAGGCCAGCACGAAGAGUAGCAGUCGUGAAGGCAAACAAAAGUCAAGCGCUUCAAGGAGAGAUAAAACACCAGAGUCUAAAUCGACACCUCCACCACCGCCAACUCCAGCGCAGGGGCAGCAUAAACGCGGUAGAAAAGGCAAAGAUCAGAAGCGAGCAAAGGAUGCAGCGGCGGUGGCAGUGACCACUGCAACAGCCGCAACAGAUAAAGUGGAAAAGCUAGAAAAGCCAAGCAAAGUGGACAAUAAAUCGCAAACGUCGGAGAAGUCCAGAGAGAAGCGAGUGGAAAUGCCAAAAAUUGUGGAGAAAUCCAAAGAAGAAAAGACAACACAGCAAACACCGGCUCCCCCAGUUCCAGCGGAGGUAUCGUCGUUUGUCAAAAUGGAGGAAACGACGACGACAACAACGACGACGACGACGUCAACAACGUUAUCUAGCAAAGUCAAGGAACCCUCAAAGAAACGUCUAGAUAAGCAAAUGCCUCCACCACCCGCCAAGCCAGCGAAAUCAAACACAGCAAAUGCUGCCAAAUCAACAGCAGAGAAGUCAGCACAUAAGAAACUAAACCACAAGAAAGGUGGUCAAAAAGGAGCCGCUGCAUUAGCAGCUAGUUCCCAGAACAACACGACUAAUCUGGAGGCGUUGGAUGUGGAAACAGAGCAGACUUUGAAGGACAUCAACCGCUGGCUGGAACAUACGCCGCGGUUCUCUGAAUUCAGUUCAGCCAGCAAUUCUCCGUCGCGGUACAAUCUGCUCGACGACUUCGAUUCGGGCAUUAGCAGCAAAAUGGAUUCCGCCGAUUUCCGGAGACCAGCAUCCAAGUCCUCUGAGCUAGUGCCCACCAAGUUGGCCGAAGCGCUGAAUGAGCUGGUCGGUAGCGAUGUUGCGAAUCCUAAAACCGAAGCCAAUCGCAGUGUUGUUAGCAGCAAUGUGUGUGGCACUCCCCCGCAUUCCAUACAUUCAGGCAAUUCCAUUGGUAGCACUACGGCUACAGCGGCUAGUAGUGUCAAUUCGCCAUGUUCCAUUAACUCAGCUCCCGCCACAACAGCUUCUGCACCUGUUAUGCCUGCGACAGCGACAGUGCCUGCCUCAGCAGCAGCAGCAACAGCGACAGCACCAGUUACACCUGCGAAACCAAAGGAACCAAGCACCACUCAGUUAAUACUGAAUCCUCCGCCGCCCCCGCAUAUCAAGCAACAGAUGGCUAAAGAAGCCAAAAGGAAAUCGCUUAAGGAGAAACAGACGGCAGCUGCCACGGCUCUGGCGCAGAUCCAACAGGCCAAGGUGAAGGCGAAUUCUGUAAUGCGGACCAUUGAGCGUCUUCAGCCCGGCAAGGCCAAAGGCAAUCUAAUUCAAAAUGUAACAAAUGCUGUGAACAAUAACAAGGCGGAGUCUGAUCACGAACUUACAACCAGCAGUCAUGGGGACCGCCUCACUGGUGGUCAAACGACAAGGAAUGAAGUGAAGAACGCCCUUAUCACAGAGAGCACCGAAGGAGCACCCAAGCUAAGUCUGGGAACUGUCAUAAAGACCCAAGAUUUUGCUUUGGGGAAAACUCUGGAAGAGUUGGCAGGCAAAAAGCCCCUGGAAGAUGAUGAAACUCCCAUCGAGGAUAACAAAUCCGAGGAGGACACUAAUUUGACGCCCACGUCGGCAAAGGAGGCACCAUUCGAAGCUCUUCUAGAGCUAAGCAAAGUGGCUAAAUCCAAUGCGGGCGCAGAUCAGUUGCGUACGGAAGCUGGUCAAAAAGAGAAACCUAAUUUAAGUGCCUGGCUAAAGGCUUUCGGUGGACCCAAAGUGCAAAACAAAAAGUCGGAGGAGGAGGCCGAGAAAGAAAAGCUUCAACAACAGCAGCAAGUGAUCAGAUUGGCAGCUCCUUCGCCUCAUUCACCCGUUGGGGCUGGUUCUUCUGGUGGGGAUAACAAUAGUUUCUCUUUGCCGCCCAUGAUGCGGCCAAGGAAACCCAGCACUGGUAGCACCACAUCCGAACGGAGUUCAUUUAGCCAAGAUCCAGACUCUCCGCGAAUUGCCAUCGAUGAGCGAUAUGGUUCUUAUGCAGCUGGCUCUUAUACCUCACCCAUUGGGGCAUCUCCAAUUGGCGCUUCACCCAUAAUGGUUUCCCCUAAGCCCAAUGAUGAAAUGACUGGCGCCAGUAAACCCGACGCUUCGCCCUAUCCCCUCAAUGGAGCCAUCAAAGUGGGUUUCUAUCAGGAUACAACUACCAAGAGUAGUCCCGACAAGAGCUGCAGCCCCAGAGAGAUGCAGAAUUCGCCGUAUCCGCAGUAUUCUCAGCAUAUAUACUCGACAUCGACCGCCUCAUCGCCAAAUAUCUCGACGCCAGAGUUAAGCGGAACGUCGCCCUAUGGAGGAGGAAACAGCUAUAAUCCAUCUGGCUCUGAGGCCUCCAAGACACCUGCCUACUCAUCAACGUCCCCGUUGCCCAUUUACGAUCAUCAGUAUAAGCAGCCACGUUCCCAGGAGUCCGAUUACAACUCAUCGAUGAGUCCGAGUACCCCAAAUCCACAUUCUCCAUACAGUCAGCAGCCACAGACUCAACCCUCUCCCUAUCACGGCCAGUCGCCGUAUCAUCAGCCCCAACAUUCGCCAUAUCAACAACCCACGCAGCAGCAACAGCAACCGUCGCACAGCCCUGCGGCGGCACCCCAUAGUCCUAUGCCCAGUAGUGUAGAUUCACCGGCUUCAUCGGCGGCCACACAACCUCCCACACCAUUAGCCCAAUCCCCGGCAGAGCAGCAGCACUCUCCGUAUCAGCAACCAGUGCUUUCGCCUUACCAGCAGCAGGUUCCCUCAGUUGGCCAACCCGUGCAAUCAACGGCAAGUGCUGUAGGAGCAGGCACAACAACAGCAUUGGGCAGUAAUGGAUAUGCAUCCACGAGUCACGAGAACAACACGUAUCAGCAACAACAGCAGCGAUCCUUGUAUAAUCCAGCCACACUAAUUAACCCAUUGCCUACUCCGACGGCCGCAGCUGUCCCCACAGCGGCGAUUGCUUCUAAAGCGGUUAACAAUGAUUGGAGCUUGAAUCGCAGCAUAUUGCCGCCAAGCAUUACGAAUGCCACAGCGAGUAGCCAGGCAGCAAGCCAACAUCAACAUCUGCAGCAGCAACAGCAACAGGCACCCAAGUAUCCAACAUAUGCGCAAUAUCAGUCGACAAAUGCAGCGGCCAAUGCAGCAGCAGCUGCUGAUGCCGUAGAAAGCAACCAACAGCAGCAGCAGCAGCAACAGAUUGUUCCGCCAAGCUAUGGUAGUGAUAUGGCUAGCUUUAUGCAACAUCAAAUGCAGCAGCCACCAAAGACCGAAACACUGAUCAAUCCACUAAAGCGUACGGCCGAAGAGCUGGGUAUGGAUUACAGUGGCAAUGCUACAGUGGCGGCAGCGGCCAGCAGCAAAAUACCCAAACUGGAGGAACAACAGAAUCAGCAGACUCUGUUUAAUAAGCAACAGCAAAUGUUUAAUAGUUUUUUGGGCUCAAUGGCCUUUGCCAAGCCUUUGGGUAAUAUUGCACCAGAUAAGGCCUUUGAGAUGUAUAAUCGUGCAGCAGCCAUGGGUUUCUCUAAGGAGGCACAGCAGCCGCAACAGCAGCAACAACAGACCAAUACGAAGUCUGCACAGCAGCAACAGCAACAGACUCCUCAUAUUACCCAGUUGCAAUCGGCUCAUAACCAAAACUAUCAGCAACAACAAAAAUUGCCACUGUCAUUGCCACAACAACAACAACAGCAGCAACAACAACAGCAGCAACAUCAACAACACAAUUCCUACCAGCAACAGCAGCAAACGCAACUUAAUCAUAGUUAUACAGCAGCACAACAACAACAACAACAAGGGUCAACUGUUGAUAAGCCAGCAGCAGUAGCAGAAUCCUCGGCGCCAUCAUCGGCAUCUUCUGGGCCUGCAAGUGAUACCGCCUCCAUGGUACUUCCAACAACGGCACAUCAGCAACAUCAUUUGAGCCAAACACACCAUUUGUCCGCCUACAAUAAGCCGACGCCUCCACCACCGCCGCAAACAUACAACAAUCCGUUGAUGCAUUCGCUCACCGAAUCAAUGCUGGGCUAUUCUGGGAAUUACUUUGACAAAACCAUGCCGCCGGCGGCCCAUAUGUAUAGUGCCUCAAGCAGUGCAGCCGCAGCGGCAUCGGCGGCGGCCGCGUAUGGUAAUCCGGCACAGCAAUUGCCUGGCAACUAUGUACCUGGCAGCAACACAACACCGCAGCAGCAGCAAGCCGCUGCGGUAGCACCGCCACCUGAGGUGAAAGUGCCAGCAAAGCGUGGAAGAAAGAAAAAACCAUCCACUAUAGCAGCGGAGACGGCCAAAGCUCAACAACAGCAGCAGCAACAACAACAACAACAACAACAGCAGCAGCAACAGCAGCAACACCAACAACAUCCUGUUGCGCAACAGCAACAGGUUGUCGCCACCCAGCAGCAGCAGCAACAUCAACAACAACAACAGCAGCAGCAACAUUACAACAGCUCAUCAUCUGUUGGCUCGACCAACAAUCAGUUACAGGCCCAUGCUCAGGCACUUCAUCAGGGCUUCCAGCUUUAUGCAGGACUUAAAUCCGGAGGCGUGUCUGCCUCAUUACCAUCAGCUGGUGCAGUGUCAGGAGCAACGCCUGCCGGUUCUAGUAGUCAACAGCAAUCCUCGGCAGAUGCCGCCGCCAUCUCGUUGAAAACUUCGGCGGCUGGGGGUGGAAUGGUACCGGGAAGUGCCUUUAAUUUUGCACACACCACUCCGGGCGCAUUGGGACUUUAUGGCGAUCAGACGACUGCAAGCAGUUAUUUGGAUCAGUUUCGAGAAGCUCCGAAUCCAUAUUACUUGCCACCAGCGCCGGCGCAUAGUGGGGCAACAGCUGUCAAUCCAUCGGGUGCCGGUGUCAAUGGUGCAGCCGAUAAGAGCCAACAGAAUGCCCUCAAUACAGCCGCCGGAUCGUAUCCCUCUUUCCUUGCAGCUGCCGCUCAUCCAUCGACCCGAGCAGCAGCCGCUGUGGCUGCAGCUGGUUAUCCAUUCGAUCCCAACUCGCAGUUAUAUCAGCAAUACUUGCGACGCGAUGACUUUCAUACGCGGAUGAUCUUUAACCAGAGUCUGCUAAGUGGGCCGGCAGCUGCGGCGGCAGCAGCAAGCUAUCAUACAGGUCACCAUCAAGCUCCGCCACCGCCGCCGCCUGCUGCAUAUCGCCCAUCAGCCUUGGGUAUGCCAAAGCCAUACGAUAUUAAUCGUCAGUCAUGGUUUUAGCAGUACGCCAGUGCCGCUAACGUGGAUCUCCAGGGAGACGAUCUGACGGGGGCGGCAACUGGUCAGGCAGCAGCAGCAGUUGCCGCAGCGGCAGUAGCAGCAGCAGCUUCUUCGUCAUCAGCCACAGCGACAACGGCUGCGGCGGCAUCAUCAGCACCACCAGCAGCAACACAGCGAUGAUUGGAUUCAAAAGUUAGAACAGGCAAGGUUUCAAAUCGAGGACAAUGGGAAAGGGGAUUGUGUGAUAGACAAGAUUCGAUUUCGAUUUUAUUCAAAUGAAUUCUCUGAAUGGUAUGGGAUUCAAUUUAAUUUAAUUAAAACUGCCAUUUUGAUUAAACUUGCAACACUUGGAGCCCUUUUAAUGCAAUCUUCAAAAGAGCAUGGGUGGCUAACUCUCUUCCCCAGAGAGAGAGUGCUCUGGAUUAGGGAUGGGCUGAACAGAGGGAACAAUGCAAUUUCACUCCAUUUAGUUUAUUAUUUUUUUUUGUUUGUACUGAUUUUAAAAGCUAGGACUCGAAUUCUAUUUUUUAGAUUAUCAUUUUUUUAAGCCUCCAACUUUUUA
This is a messenger RNA of Drosophila willistoni, 10699 nucleotides long. RefSeq lists its product as uncharacterized. The transcript is spliced from 9 exons. The record is from RefSeq and is a predicted model, not a curated record. NCBI's taxonomy places the organism in Eukaryota, Metazoa, Arthropoda, Insecta, Diptera, Drosophilidae. Gene Ontology annotation, cellular component: RSF complex; CERF complex. Bases 199 to 10137 code for a protein of 3312 amino acids. Gene Ontology annotation, molecular function: protein binding. Gene Ontology annotation, biological process: regulation of DNA-templated transcription; chromatin remodeling.